AAUGGAGCAAGCAGAGGUUAUCCAACUGAACCCUUUUCUCAAAUUUCCCACAUCUCCUUUCUCUGCCAUGAAAGAGCGAGGAAACAGAAGGAGGAGAUGGCAAAGUGUUGCUCAAAUAGAGAUUUUCUAAAUUGGGAGGAAACAAAAGCUUCCCCCAUUUGCAAGGGGCAUAUAGUUUUCCAGAGUGCCACUUUCAGAGAGGUCCCUCCCCCCACCUGAUGUCUACCUAAUUGCUAGACUAGGACGCCUAAAUACCAAAAGAUGGGGAGCUGGAGGUGGGACUGAAUUUCUCUCCCCCUCCUUUUCCCCCCUCCACUUAGGCUAACGAGGAACUUUCCUUUGCUGCCAGAGAAAGGAGCACUGCCCUCCGGAGUCAAUCAAAGGGAGGUCGGGGCAUUGGAGGGGGAUAGCUUUGCCAUCCCCUUCCCGGCUUCUUUUUGGGGGAUUAACUAGCAGGAAUGAGUGGGGAAGAGCACGGGGAAGACGCGGCGUCCAGCUUGUUGCUGGAGGACGUACAGAGGAGGCUUCGGAAUGCUUUCGGUAGUAGCAUCUCACCCCGGGACGUCCCGUUGCUACCACCGGAGCCUAGGAAGCAGCAACAGGAGCAGCCGCAGCAGCCCUGGGAAAGUUUUAGGAGCCGGGCCACUGCCGUGCGGGAGGAGCUUCGUAGGGCGGCCAUAGAAGGAGCCAUCUCUUGGCUACGAGCAGAACUGUUGGAGAUGCGCUUUCAGAACCGGCAACUUGCCAGAACUUUUGUGGAUUUAAACUUGGAAAUGCAGCGAUUGAAGAUUGAAAAUGAAUUGUUCAUAGCUUCUGAAUGUCCAACCUUUGGAAAGAGCACUGUAAGCUCAGAAUAAUAAACUAUAUGUUGGAAGACAUAAAGUCCAAAGAGAAAAUAUUUUUUCCCACAAACAAAUCUAACACAAAUAUCAUGAACAGGAUGCACAAGCUUCUGAGGUAAAUUCUGUAGAAGAAUACAACUAGGUAUCAUGGGGAAAUGAAAGGAAAAAGAAAAUCAGUAGUUAACAACAAAAAUGUUGUCUGUAUACAUUUUGAAAGGUUUCAUGGGAAAUAGAAAAGAAAAGAAUAUGGUCCAUAUAUGGGGUUGUUUGACUGUUUUCCCCCAAGCAUCCCCUUCUGGUUUCAUUCAUCUUUUACUUCACACUUCACAUAUUGGAGAGUCUAAAUAUUUCCUUUGAUUGGAUGAAAACAUUUAAAAUACAUCUUUUAGAACACUGCAUACAUUUCUAUUAUUAUAGAAUUUUUCUUUUUGAUUAAAAAGGAUUAAAUAGUUUUAAAAGUUGAAAAAUCAGAAGUCUAUAAACUUAAGCACUCCUGCCUAUUAAAAACCAUACACACAUCAAUAAACAAAAACCAUUAGCCCACUUAGAAUAUUUGUUACUUAAACACUGAUUGAUAAUAAAAAUAAUGUUUUAUGGUCAUGUAAAACAGAUCUGGCUCACUUAUCUAUCUUUUUCUUCCUUCCUUCCUUCCUUCCUUCCUUUUUUCCUUUCUU
This is a messenger RNA of Sarcophilus harrisii (Tasmanian devil), 1516 nucleotides long. It is a transcript of the gene AARD, whose product is annotated as alanine and arginine rich domain containing protein. The transcript is spliced from 2 exons. NCBI's taxonomy places the organism in Eukaryota, Metazoa, Chordata, Mammalia, Dasyuromorphia, Dasyuridae. Bases 459 to 857 code for a protein of 132 amino acids. The record is from RefSeq and is a predicted model, not a curated record.